Podospora bellae-mahoneyi is the source of this 399-nucleotide messenger RNA. RefSeq lists its product as uncharacterized. The transcript has 2 exons. Lineage: Eukaryota; Fungi; Ascomycota; Sordariomycetes; Sordariales; Podosporaceae. The record is from RefSeq and is a predicted model, not a curated record. Gene Ontology annotation, molecular function: heme binding; oxidoreductase activity, acting on paired donors, with incorporation or reduction of molecular oxygen; monooxygenase activity. Bases 1 to 399 code for a protein of 132 amino acids.
AUGGAUAUUUGGGUUGAAAGCUUGCUCAAAAAGGGGUCGCGCAAAGAGGGGUUUGAGAUGGGGAAGAGUUUCGAGAUUAUGACGUUCGACAUUAUUGGCGAACUGGCGUUUGGGGAGAACUUCAAAGGUGUUGAGAUUGGUGUUGAACAUCCCUGGAUCACCACCCAUCUCGGAGCUCUGAAUCAAGGAGCCCUGGCCGACGCCUUGAAGCGCUUCCCGACACUCGCCUGGCUUGCUCACGGGCUGCUGCAGAAGAAAAUCUGGGAACUCACCGAGACACAACCCAGAGAACAACCCUCUCGCCGAGUAUGGCUCAUGCGGCGGAGUCCUCUCCGAGGACUGCAUUUCAACGUUGGAAAGGUUUGGCCUGGACAGAAGCUCGGCUGCGCUGCCCAAUGA